AUGACAGACCCCUCCCCCUCAAAAGUAUUGGACCAAAUGGAAAUCGACACCACCUCCACCGCCGUCGACUCCACCCUCUCCAUAGACUCCACUCCCACCAACGCAACCGCCGUCGCCGCUGCUGCAGUCCACCAAUCAAGAACCCCCUUUGAUAAAUUGCUCGCUGGAUGGCAAGCCAAGAGAGAUGAAGAUUACCACUACAACGUCAUUCCCAUUCCCGAUCUCCUCCGCCAUCUCAGAGAGCGUGGUAUCCAAGUAUCCUUCAGAGAUGCAAUGGUUGCUAUGCUUCUUGUCGAUGAUGAAAACCGUGCUUUGGCUAGCCAAAAUUUUCAUUUCACGCAUGGUACUGCUAAUUGUUUUGUUGCUGAACAUUCUAAUCUCGUGUACGAGGAAGAAUAUGCAGAAAGCGAAGUUGGAGAUGCUUCACCAGGUCGCCAAGCUCAGGUCGAUGAUGAUCAAUCUGGAAAUGAGCAGGUUGAUAAGGCGGACAUGAUGGAAGUUGAACAAUCAGAGCUUUCCUCCGAUCAUGCUACACAACAUCAAGCCUCCGAGGAGCUUUAG
This is a messenger RNA of Botrytis porri, 561 nucleotides long. RefSeq lists its product as uncharacterized. The record is from RefSeq and is a predicted model, not a curated record. Lineage: Eukaryota; Fungi; Ascomycota; Leotiomycetes; Helotiales; Sclerotiniaceae. The coding region runs from base 1 to 561 and encodes 186 amino acids. The transcript has 2 exons.